AUGGUCAAAACUACAAUACUAAAAAUGAAAGUACUGAAAGCUAAAAAGCUGCCGGAAUCUAAAAGACUGAGUAGAAAGUUUUUAAAAAUUCACAAAAAGAAAUUUUCUGUGAAUGAUACAAUAUUAGUAAACGAAGAGCAUGAUAAAUCUGCAGUUGCUACGAUUGAGAAGAUAUAUUGGAAUUUUGACGAAGAGAUUGGCCAAAUUAAAAUCAGAUGAUUUUAUAAGCCAAAAGAUAUUCCAGGACUCAAAAAAGUUCACGCAAGAGAACUAUUUGACAGCAAUUUAAGGCAAGAAAUUGAUAUGGAAAUGGUAAAAGGUAAAGCAAAAGUUCUUAAGCUUGAAGAUUUUCUAAAAGAAAACGACAAAAAUGCAUAUUUCACAAGAUCAUUUUAUGAUGCAACUACAAAAAAAAUUGAAGGUGAUACUACACCUAUUUCUUAA
Molecule: messenger RNA, 444 nt
Organism: Blepharisma stoltei
Lineage: Eukaryota; Ciliophora; Heterotrichea; Heterotrichida; Blepharismidae
Source: the annotation of a GenBank genome assembly